Trichoplax adhaerens is the source of this 3522-nucleotide messenger RNA. RefSeq lists its product as uncharacterized. The record is from RefSeq and is a predicted model, not a curated record. The transcript is spliced from 17 exons. Lineage: Eukaryota; Metazoa; Placozoa; Uniplacotomia; Trichoplacea; Trichoplacidae. Bases 1 to 3522 code for a protein of 1173 amino acids. Gene Ontology annotation, cellular component: voltage-gated calcium channel complex. Gene Ontology annotation, molecular function: voltage-gated calcium channel activity.
AUGAAUCGACAAUUGAAAUUAGUUUGGAUAUUGUUAUGGCUUAUCCAUAUUAUAAAUUGCCAAUCAUUACCCCCACGUGGUGGAUUGGUAGCACAAGUGCAGAAAUGGGCUAGUGAGAUUGAAAAUGAUAUGCUGACAUUAACGGAGGAUGUAUUAAUGGGUCAAAAAAUUCAGCAAAUGUUUGAUUCAUCGCCAUAUGAAAUUCAGAUCAAAGACGGUGACCAGAUUGCUAAUGAAGUCCAAGAUACUUUGGCUGAUUAUUUUGUCAAGCGAGAACAAGAUGUUUCAAAAGCGGCCGUAAAUGCGUAUGACGAUUUUUAUUUAAAAAACAUGGGAUCAUUAUUACCCAAGCAAUUACAGAAUUUGAGUUUUGAUGUUUACUUCGAUUCGGAUAUUCCUUCCAGAUAUCCGGAACCAUUAACUUAUGAUACGCGGUACUUUCAAAAAGUGAAUGCUACACGCGGAUGUGUUAAAAUCUCUGAUCAAGUGGACCGUAAUUCCAAGGAUAUCAUAGAAACAGUAGCUUGGACAUCUGAGAUUAAUAAACAAUAUAUUGCAAAUUUAAAGAAAGAUAACUACUUAAAGUGGCAAUACUUUGGUUCCAAAUUUGGUUUGUCCUAUACUUUUCCCGGUAGACCCUGGACUACAAAUUUUGUUGGUUUUACUAAGGAUUACGAUCCAAGACUUCGACCCUGGUACAUUGCUGCUACUUCAGGUCCUAAAGACGUAGUCAUUGUUAUUGACUGCGGCUUAUCAAUGCAAGGGAAUAGAUUUAAGAUUGCGAAAUCGGUAGCUAAAACGGUGUUAGCAACUUUAACAAGGAACGAUUAUGUAAAUAUUGUUUGUACAAGAUUUAGCCAUUGGGAUGAGACUGGAAAAUGGCAUUUCUACGAAACAACGGUUUUAGGAUGUUACAAAGAUCAACUUAUUCCUGCUUCAUUGACGAAUCGAAAAAGUUUAUCUAAUGCCAUUGAUAAUUUAAAAGCAGGAGGAACUAGCGAAAUGAAGAAAGGAUUUCAGAAAGCCUUUAAAUUAUUACGCGGUUCACAUCGUACAGGCUGUCAGAGUAUAAUGAUCGUAAUUACCGAUGGUGAAAAAACCGACGGACCAAAAGUAAGGUGUAGUCCAGGUUAUUACACUCGUAGUGGAUUUGUGCCCGGCCCAAUAUGCCGUUAUGAUUGGGAAAAAGUUGUUGAAGAAAUCAAAGCACAAAAUAAAAUUACUAACCCAAAAGCGAGAAUUUUCUCUUACCUUACUGCCAGCAAAGAAGAAUCUUUUGCUGGCGAGAUCGCUUGUUCUAACCAAGGGGUUAUGGUAAGGCUGGACAAUACAGAACAUUUAAUAUCAAAUAUGCAGCAUUACUACAAUUACCUAGCCAGUAGCAGCUUUCACAAUCAGAUUACAUGGACUGCACCGUAUCUUGAUGCUUCUGGUUUAGGUUUAACUGUUACUUUGGCUAGUUUAGUAACCUCGGGACGUAAUGAAAAUAAUGAGACAUUAGGUGUCGCUGGCAUUGAUGUUACCCUUGCGGAGAUAGAAGACUUAUUACAGCGCUAUGAAUGGGGUACAGUUUACUCAUUUUUGAUUAAUACCGAUGGAGAAGCGAUUUUUCAUCCUAGACUUAAACCUUCAUCAGAGCUCGUUGACGAUCCAAUCUUUGUUUCGAUUGAUCAAUUGGAAAUGAGUCAUGGGAGACCUAAAAAUUUUACUGAAGUUAGAAGCGAAAUGCAAGAAGGCAAAUCCGGUCGUGCACACUUUUCGAACUGCAUUCGAGGAAUUCCGAAAGGAGAUUACGAAGAUGGCGUUGACAUUUUACAAGUUCCCUGUACAUACUAUUAUCGUGGUAUUACUGGUUCCACGUACUCGUUUGCUUUUAAUCUUGCCGAUUCCGAUAAACAAGAUCGAUACCUAGACAACAUAAAUAAAUCUAUUACAUUGCCAACAAAUUUUUUCACUGCUUUAUACGAUUAUGACACUAUAUAUGCUAAAGAGCGAUUACCGGACACCUAUGAGCAGUUAGAUGUGCAGCGUAACAACGCACAGUAUAAUGUUCCGAUAACAUUUGUACAUUCUACAUUUACAUUAGCUCCACGAUCUUAUUGUGAGCCCAGUAAAUAUUUUCUUGAAGGGAAUAGUACGCUAAUAACAUUAGCAGCUCAUUUGUUUGCAAACUCACGAGAAGUUGAUAAUAAAACCUGCUUAAAUGGUGCGAAUUAUAAACGUGGUGUUAGAGCGGCAAUACAAUUGACUUCCUUAUUAGAACGGGACUGGAAGCUAAAAUUAGGAUCAGUAUUAAGACAGGCUGUUAAGUGGGUGUAUAUUGGACUACGCAAUGGAGUAUUUAGAAGCUAUCCCGGUCAUAUUGUUCGCAAAGGUUACGACCCUGUCAAGCGUCCUUGGUAUUUGAGGUCUUUAACAAAUCCGACGAAGAUUGCUAUAUCAACUGCAUAUUUAGAUUCGGCGGGGCUUGGCAAAGUGAUUACGAUCUCCAAGGCGGUUCAGGAAGGGAUAUUCGAAAUUUCGAAUGAUACCCUUUGCAAUACUGAACAAAUUGGUAACCUACCAGCGGGAUGUCCAUGUACUGUUAAUACCGAUUGUUCCUCUAAAAUAUGCUAUAAUACCUCAACGAACUCUGAUCCCCGAAUUGUGCAGAGAUGUGGAAGAGAGAACGUAGAAGCUGUCAUAGCAAUGGAUAUUCUAUAUAGUGACUAUUAUUAUCGUAUCCUCAACAAGCUUAAAUCUGGCGAAAAAGCAUGUGAGGUGGAAUAUCAAUGUCCGACAAAUCCUAGCAAAAUUUGUAUUACCAGAUGUUACCUUAUUGAUAAUGUUGCAAAUAUUGUAACUGCAAAAGAAUUCUUAACGGACAGUCAAUAUGACGAAGCACAGUACAAUCGUGUUACACUGUCACUAAAACAGCCAGAAGUCAUGAGUAAAUUGGUUCAUAAGUUUCGUGUUUUUCAACGUCGUGAAAAUAUCGAUUAUCAAGGCACCUGUAAGAUUUCGGACACUUCUACUUCUCGCGUUGUUUUUAAACAAAAUGUGAAUAAGAGUUGGCGAGGAUUUAGUGAUGAUAUCCCUAACCAAGGACCUUUUCCACCCUUUCAAAAUGAUUACGGUUGUAUUCAAGACGUUAUAGGUUAUGAGGCCCAUCCAGAAAACUUAGGCCAAAACCGAAUGCUGUAUGAUUACUUCAGUGGUCCGUGUUCUGAAGGAUUUUUCUACUUCAUCCAGUUACCUCGAACCAAUUUAUUUUUAUUAGUAGUUGAAAAUUAUUUACAACACGACACUUAUUUCAAUAUAAACUGUCAUAUAGCGCGCAGGGUAACCGCUGCCGGUUCGUUUGAAUUAAAGAAUGGAACUUGUCAGAAUUCCUUAUCAUUUUAUACCAAAAAGCCAAUUUGUCCUACAAUUCGUAAAGUCUUGAUACCAUGCUCAUUCAACGCGGGCCAUACAAUUUCAUCAAUUAACAUAUAUUAUACGCUAGUAAUAGCUACAAUUGUAUCUAUUAUCCAUAUGAUAUAA